This is a messenger RNA of Magallana angulata, 1965 nucleotides long. RefSeq names its product E3 ubiquitin-protein ligase TRIM9-like. Gene Ontology annotation, molecular function: zinc ion binding. The transcript is spliced from 2 exons. The record is from RefSeq and is a predicted model, not a curated record. Bases 186 to 1322 code for a protein of 378 amino acids. Lineage: Eukaryota; Metazoa; Mollusca; Bivalvia; Ostreida; Ostreidae.
GCCUUUAGACUGUAUUUCAUUUUUAUUACAAGUGAAAUAUCUAAUUGCUGAAACAGGCCAAGGUUUAUCUUAUCUAAACUGCAGGUGAAACGCUUAUAAUAGGUAUAGAUGGAAAUAGCAUCGGUUAUUGAACAAACAGCUGACGAACAAAAUACAAUGAUUAACCAAACUUACGGUGUCUGACCAUGGAUCCUCGACGUCGUGCCCAGGACGUGUUACGGUGUCACAUCUGUGACACACAUACCUCUUUGCACUGUGAAAUUUGUCAAAUUCAUUUGUGUAAAGCCUGUGUUGGGGAUCAUCUUUCAGAUGAAUCCAAAGACCAUAAAGUUGUACCAAUAAAAAAACGAGAAUCUACUCCUACAUGUUCUAAACAUUCAUCAAAACAAUGCGUGAUUCACUGUGAGCAAUGCGACAUUCCUAUUUGUGUGCAAUGUAUUUCUUCUGGUGAACAUGAGCAACACAAAAAAGUGGACAUUUUGAAUAGUUUCGAGAAGAAAAAAGAAGUAUUGCAAAGAGAUCUAGAAGAACUGGAGAAAAUAAUUUAUCCACAAUAUCAAGACAUUAUUUCCAAAAUCCAGACGGAAAGAGUCGAUAUAAGUAUACACUUUGAGAAACAGAGAACAGAAAUUAAGAAACAUGGAGAUGAUUGGCACAGAGAAAUAGAUACAAUAACCAAAAAACUUACAACAGACGUCAAUAGUAUGGAAUCCAACAGUUUGGCCGUCUUAUGUGGAGAGGAAAUUAAUAUCACUUGCAUAAUGUCUGAAAUUACACAGUUUAUAACAGAUCUCCAAACAGUUUUAGAGUCCAAUGAUGUAAGUUUUACUUUUGCAUAUAAAUCCCGGAAUAGUGAUUUUAAAGAAAUGCACCCUUUACGGAAAUCGGCCACACCAAGGGGUAUAUUUACGCCCCAAAACAUCGAAAAAGAACAUAUCUAUCAACAGUUUGGUUCUCUCUUAUUAUCAGAUGAACAUGGUUUUGCAGUAAUGUUUGCUUCUCAUGAUUUUUCUCCGAAUAAAAGACCAGGAACUGAAAAACCACGAAUAAUCAGAGAAAUAAAAACUGAACAUGAAGAAAUAAAUCGGCUGUACAGUGUGUGUUGUCAGAGUGAUCAAGAAGUUUGGACAAGCAGCAAUGACCAUAUCAUGAGACUCUUCAAUCUUCAAGGAGAAUUAGUGAAGUCAAUAAAAACCAAGUCAGGGAAUAAGCCAAAGGACAUUGCAAUAACAAAGAAAGGCUAUCUAGCAUAUACUGAUUACAUUGUUCAAACUCUGAACAUAGUGAAGGAAAAACAGAUACAGGAGAUAUGUGAUGUUUAAGAAACAUUCUAUGUACGACUUACUGAGUAAACUUUUUGAGUUUCACAUGUCGGCUGGAGCCGAGCUGUUUUGCUACAGAGCAUUAUGUCGUUUUGUGUGAAGUGUGCAGUGCCAUAGUGUAAGUGAAUGUUUAUCGCAUUGUAUAUGUAUCUUUCCAGAGUUUUGAGUGAAAUUCUAGUAUGCAUAAGCUUGCAUUUUCAUGAUAGUUGAGUAUUUCUCUCCAAUGUCUAUCGGCCGACAUGACCUACUUUCUGCAUAGUGCGCAGAUUCAUAUUUUGCAUAGCAUGCAAUUGUUUCAUUGUAUAAGCAUACAAUAUAAGUCUGUAUUUUAUCAUACAGUAUAAGUUCUUGGCAGAUUUACGAUGUAUAAGUAAAUGUGAAUGUUGUAAUUUUGGAAGGUUUUGCAAAACACGUGGUUGCUGAUGAAACUUAAAUCUAUGGAAAGCAGUUCUAGUCAAUAAUACAUUUGUAUACGGAAAUGUAUGGAGUCGCAUUAUUGUCAUAGUUAUUAUGUUUGUAAAUGUAUGUGUAUUGUAACAACAAUUCAUUUGUCUUUUGUAGCUUUUUACUAAUAAAGUAUGGAGACAAGUAUGCAUUCUUAAUCCAGAACAGUAAAAAGACUGGCUCUACAAGCACACAUGGC